UCUUCAGCUUCAAACGAAGCUUUAUUGCGCCGCAGCUGUUGUUGAUCGCAAGGUUUAAAUAAAGACUUGGAUCUUUUGAAUCGACAAAAGUUGCUCUAAAGUGGAGAAAUGGAGUUGCCCAACUACAGCAGCCAGCUGAUGCAGCAGCUCUGGACUCUGAGGAAGGAUGACCUCUUCUGUGACUGCACCAUCCUGGUCGGAGACGAGCCUCACCGCGCACAUAAGCUUGUGCUGGCAGCGUCCAGUAUGCUUUUCAGGUCUAUCCUUAAGAGCUCUGAUACGAUCUCCAUCGACACCACGCUGGUUUCCCAUCAAGAAUUUGGCAGUUUGCUGGACAUGGUCUACACAGGCAAGCUGCCUGUGGGCAAACACAACGUCAGCCGCAUCAUUGCCGCUGCAGACGGCCUACAGAUGUACGACGUGGCCAUCGGUUUCAGAAAUGUCCAGCAGCUUGUGAACAACCCACCCUUAGUGACCCUAACGAGCACCCAGAGCCUGAAACCUGAAGCAUCAGCAUCACCUGAAGGGGAGGCUUUGACAGACGACAACCAGACGGGACCCAACGUGAAACAGGAGGAAGGUCACCCCAGAGGCAACGAGGAAUCAGCAUGUUCGUCAACUCAAAUUCGUCUCACUGAAUCUUCAGCUGCGUCACAACAACACAGCCGCUCUGAGUGCGACGAACAGCCGAAGGCGAUAAACGAUGACGAGCAGAGUGAGAAAGAGAUGGAGGACGAGGACAAAGAUAAGGCAGACCCCUCAUCCAUGCGCUACUCCUGCAGCAGCUGUAAGAAGGGCUUUGCCUACAGGUGCCGCAUGCUGGCCCACACGAAGCGCUGCCGUGUGGCCCGCCCCACUGGGCAGCAGUGCCGCCUCUGUCCACAGAAGCUUCCAACGCAGCUGGCUCUGCAGCGCCACCAGACCCAGGCUCACCGCAGCAUCGUACGGGCCAAGAAGAAGGUGGCCUGUGACCUCUGCGGGCGAACGUUUGCCCACCCGUCAGGUAUGAUUUACCACAGGAGGACUGAGCAUUUUGAAGAGAAACCGUUUGGUUGUGAGGAAUGUGGAGCCAAGUUUGGGGCCAACUCCUCCCUGAAGAAUCACAUGCGGCUGCACACGGGAGAGAAACCGUACCGCUGCAAACACUGUGACCUGAGCUUCAGGGUGGCUGCCGCGCUCUCUUACCACACCAAGAAGAAGCACUCUGAGGGGAAGAUGUACGUGUGUCAGUACUGCAAGGCCGUUUUUGCCCAGUCCAUUGAGCUGACGCGACAUGUGCGAACACACACCGGAGACCGACCUUAUGUGUGCCGCGAGUGUGGAAAAGGCUACAGCCAGGCCAGCGGACUCACAGUCCACCUACAGACCUUCCACAAACUGGCUGAGCCUCAGGAUUGUCAGAAAUGCUGCCUGAGCUUCUCCUCACUGGAGGAGCAUCGCCAGCACAUCGAGGAGUGCCAUUCGAAGGAGUUCCACAAGUGUCCCACCUGUCACAAGGUUUUCAACAGCGCCGCCCUGCUGGACAAACACAAGGCCACUCACACAGGCACCAAGCCCUUCAGCUGUGACCUGUGCAACAAGUCUUACCAGCAACUCUCAGGUCUCUGGUACCACAACCGCACCACCCACCCCGACGUAUUCGCUAACAACACGCGGCAGCUGAAGACCCUGUUCCAGUGUGAGACCUGCUUCAAGUUCUUCCCCUGUGCCAGCAUCAUGGCCAAGCACCAAGCAGCUGAGCACCAAG
Molecule: messenger RNA, 1747 nt
Organism: Thalassophryne amazonica
Lineage: Eukaryota; Metazoa; Chordata; Actinopteri; Batrachoidiformes; Batrachoididae
Product: zinc finger and BTB domain-containing protein 40-like
Biological process (GO): regulation of transcription by RNA polymerase II
Cellular component (GO): nucleus
Molecular function (GO): DNA-binding transcription factor activity, RNA polymerase II-specific; RNA polymerase II cis-regulatory region sequence-specific DNA binding; protein binding
Source: RefSeq, a predicted model, not a curated record